Dioszegia hungarica is the source of this 5070-nucleotide messenger RNA. RefSeq lists its product as uncharacterized. The transcript is spliced from 20 exons. Lineage: Eukaryota; Fungi; Basidiomycota; Tremellomycetes; Tremellales; Bulleribasidiaceae. The coding region runs from base 1 to 5070 and encodes 1689 amino acids. The record is from RefSeq and is a predicted model, not a curated record.
AUGACCGACAGGCCAGCCAGCCUCGAUACGCUUCCUCAUCAUCUCAUCAAUGCGAUAGCCGCGUAUACUGGCGAUGUCAAGGGGGUAUGGCGCAUGAUGAAGGUGUGCAGAGCGGUCAGGCUGGGGGCGGAGCCAGCCUUGAAGCCGUACUUCGAGAAGAGGAGGAUCGUGGGUACUCCCAUCUUGACAGAAGACAUCUUCGAGCCCAUACACCCAAAAUUCGCCAAGAGGGACUCGAAGCGCGACCUCCUAAUCUCCAAGCGGUCCAAGCGGUUCGACGACCUCCUUGCCGCUCAUCCCUCCGCCGCUACCUCGGUCAAGCACUUUACGGUCGAGAUGGACGACUACAAGUCGUCCGUCGGCUACGCCCAUAUCCAGCGCUUCGCUCCGCACCUCGUCGAGCUCGUCAUUCACAUGCGGGACUGCCACUGGACGAACUCGCUCGAGUACGAAGAGUUCGGCGAUGACGCCCGGUCGGCCAUCAUUGAAAACUCUAUGAUGACCCCUCAGGUCUGGAACGAUGUCCUGAAGGGCUUGACCUUUCCCCAUCUCACCCACCUCACGAUCAUCACCACAUCCCGGGGCGGCGAGCAUGCGGCCUAUAUCCUUCCUCAUCUCCCGAAUCUAACCACCCUCGUACUCUCCUCGGGGCGUCUACGAAAUGGGUCAGGACGAGACCAUCGCCGGGGACCUACCCAGUUCUUGGCGAAAACGCGGAUAGUAGGGCAGAACCCCAUCGUCUCCGCCAGAAACCCGUACUGCCCAAUCGAGUUCCUUACCAAGCCGCGAGACGACUACGAGCUCCGGAUGCGGUAUGCGAGCUUCGACACGCUUCUCGGCACUCAUCCUGGCAUCGGCUCCUACGUUCGGCACCUCACCGUCGAGGUGGACGCAAGCAAGCUGUCUGGCGGGUGGUAUCUAGUCCAACGCCUGGCUCCUCGCCUGACCCAGGUGUCCUUCCACAUCAUCACCAACCCUCGGGAGGCAGAUCUGGACACCGAGACGCAUCGAUGGCACGAGGACAGUCAUCGGGACGGGGACAUUUGGGACCGGCUGUUCCGGCUCACCGUGAUCGGCAGCAGCUACAUGGUCGAAGGUAUCGCUACCAAAAUCCUCCCGCACUCACCGAAGCUCCAAUCCCUCAUUGUCUCAGCCCAUGAGCACUGCAAUUUCCCGGCAUGUAACGCCGUUCACCUCCUUCGGCACCUCACCGCAGGCAAACAGCGACUAAAGUUCUUGGCUCUAUACGGUACGGCGGCUAGGGGCUUCUCCCCCAUUCUGAUGGCGUUGAGAUCUCUUUCCAACUAUGGUGAUGGCUUCGACUAUCUCGAGCGUCUAGUCGUGGAGCGGUCGUGGGAAACGCCGCCUAUCGGUGCGCGCGAUGGUGCAGCGACAUAUCAUCUGCUGAACGACGGUCUUACUCCGGUCGUCCCCUCUCUGCGGCAUAUCACCUGGGUAUACCGCGCCCAUAUCCCAGCCUCUCGCCCAAACCCCCUCGACCUCCCUCGACCUCAUAAGCGCCCUUCCCCCGCUAUAUACGACUCUGACCGGACGUACGACCUCUUCGAUCGAUAUCCCAAACUCGAAGAGGCGCGAUGGCUCGCUCAAUACAUUCCCGGUCGACUGGGCGACCGAGAACGUCCGAUGCUGCGUCCGGCGACCGGCUCCGGGGCAGCUGCUCAAGCCGCACAACCCCGUCUGAGGGAGCUGGUCGACCUGGCGGACUUACAUCGGCGCCCCGCUCCAUUACCCAAAUACGGCGCGACACAGGCCGAAUCGCCGGAGGCUGAGUCUGCGGAACUUCAUCAGCCGCCGAAAAAUCUCGCUGCUACCCCACGGCGUGUGCCAGAACAUCCUGCGAUGGUCGCUAGGGCGGUGCGUCGGGUCAAAUCACGCAACGAUCUCGCCGUGAUACAGCUCUGUCUCAGUAUAAAGCAUCAUUUAGAUAUCUAUGAUGUCUUAGCUAGGGGGUGCAUUUACACUUUCUCGCAGGCUGAGACGCGUCAAGCUCACAUUGAGCUCACACCAUCAAUCGCACUCUGUUCAUCCACUGUGCAUGUCAGGACACCUCAGCAAACAACCCCUACCGUCUCUAUGCCAGUGUCCGCGAUGGCGGCCAAACUCGACCAGCUGCCCGCGCAUGUUCUGCGGAGGAUCGCUGAGCUGAGCGAAGCGCGGACCAUUGCUCGGCUCAUGGCGACGUGCCGAGCGAUCAGAGCCGCCAGUGAGAUUGCGCUAAAGCCUUAUUUGGAGGAGAGGGAGGUGUUCGCAUUUCGAGAUUCUCUUGUACCAGAUAUCGAUGGGAUGGUAUUCGACAAGGGUCACGUCAAGAAGGACAAAGCUCGGCGGGCGGAACUCCGGGAAGACUACGGACCGACAUCUCCGUCACUUCGACCAUUAUCCCCCUGCUCAGAAUUUACUCCGGAAGCUGGCGGUAGAGGUGAGGGACGAGGACCCCCUUUCGGGCUGGCCUCUCCUCGUGCGCUUCGCGCCACAGCUCGUCGAAACAAUUACGAGGAAGACGCGGAAUACAAGGUCGUCCAACAGUGCGCCAAAACACCCAUGAUCUGGCGCACUAUCCGCCCGGCUCGGUUCACCAAGCUUACCAAGCUCACGCUGGCGACCACGGCGCGGCCGGCGGAACACCUCGGAAACAUCCUUCCCUUCGUACCGGCGCUCAAAGAGCUUGUACUCAGCUGUCACUGGAACGAGUACGGCCGGGACCUCUCGUGCCCAGACUUCUCCGAGCAGAUGCCAACUCAGAUCGAGCGCAUAACGCUCACGGGUAGCGCCCGGAUGGCCCUAGAUGUCGCGGAAUUCCUCCUUCCCAACUGCCCCGAACUCCUCCACCUCAUCAUCCGCCCGCCCGGCUACUUCCAGGAAUUCUCCCAGCGAGUGCCUAGGAGUAUGGAGAUGCUGCAGCGGGAAGGACUUCAGGAUUAUCGGGGACUCCUUAAGGGCCUGUCGACGUUGAUUUUGGAGGAGCAGUCGAAACUGGAUGAUUUGGCGGAUUGUAUCUUCCCAAUCAUGAUCAAUAAACCUGCCGAACGCCCUGCACUUCCCGGUCUGGAGCGCCUCAUCUACGUCGAUCGCGGUCGGGACCAAUACUCCCUCAUUGGCGGCGACACCCCAAAGACGGUCGACCUCAAUACUACCAGCGCCGUAUCCGCCAUGUUCACCAAGUACCCGUCGCUCCAGGAGAUACAGCUGGUUUCGGCGUUCCCUCCCAUCGAUACACCUCCCACUCCGAGCUGGAUCAAGCAACAUCUCAAACUAAAGGUGGACCGAGCGGGGAAUAGGACGAAGACGUCCGAGGGGACGAAGAUGGCGGAGCUGAUGGAGGCUGGUCGGGCAGAAAUGCAAGGAGAGCAGGGUAUAGUCUAUCUGCCAGUGCCGACAGGGGGUGCGGUGCUGCCGCUUGAGCACUUGUCAUUUGCACCACCGCGCCCACGCGUGGUCUUCACGCGCCGGAUUUUGCGAUUGACUUCGCCUCGCUCCACCCCGGUCCACCGUCUUACGGCCAAGAAACUGGCUCAGACAGAAUCUGCAGGAUAUACAAGAGCCGCCUCUUUAUCAUCCUCCUGCAACCUCGACACCUCAUCUCCCUUCUGCAUUGUGGCGCCUAUCUCUGCCAAGGGAGACACCGUCGAGCGCGGCCGAUCUCUCGACCAGUGCCCCGCGCAUAUCAUCCAGGCGAUAGCCGCAUUCACCGAGGACGAGCGAACGAUAUGGAGUCUCAUGAAGACCUCACGGACGGUACGGCGGGCGGCAGAGGGGGCGUUGAAGCCGCACCUGGCGGAGAGGAUGGUCACGGCUAGGCCGCCCUUCGUGACGGACAUUUUUCGUCCUAUCGACGAUCUCUUCGCUCGAGACAGCCCCGCGCGGUACAGGUCGCUUGAUGCCGCUAGGAUGCGCUUUGAGGACUAUCUCGAUGCUUAUCCCCCUGCAUCCCGUGCGCUCAAGCGGUUGACAUAUGAGUUCAACGACCAAAGCGGUCGCUGGGGAUUCUCACACCUCAAGCGAUUCGCGCAUCAGCUGGAAAAGCUAGAGGUGCAGGUGUAUGAGUCGGAAUGGCGGCGGAGUGUCCUGGAUGGGCUGGAGGAUGAUGAAUACCGGGAGACGGCGGAGGAGGAAGAGCAGGACGGGGACGACCGGGACACUGGGAUCGAUUCCGACUCCGCCGACGUAUGGCAUGCCUUCGGUAACACCCUCAAGGACAGCGGACGGGCGUUCAACAACCUCACUCACUUCCGCAUGUUCUCUACGGCAAACGUCCUGGAGCACUUUCUCGCCCUCGGUCGUCUCAUGCCGGCGCUACGGUCGUUGACACUCGCAUCCCACAUGAACGUGUCGUACCAGGUCCCCUGCUUCGACAGUGACGACCUCGUCUUCGCCCAUCUCCACCAUCUCACCUUGACCGGAGACGGUCGGAUGCUGGAGAAAUCGCUCGCCGCCAUCCUCCCCGCCUCCCCCUCCCUUCGCCUCCUCACUGUUGAUACUACCGAUCAUCUGUCAAACGGUCAUCCUCCAUGCAAUCACAGCCAAAUCUUCCAACUCCUUGCAAAACAUAAGGGCUUGACUGGACUCGUGCUGUCCGGCACACUGGCGUUGCGGUUGCGGACAAUCUGGAUGCUCCAGCAACAGAAUCCUCAGGAGGCGUACUUUGAGGGUCUUACCGACCUGAUCGUCACUCAUAGGGAUGCAGCGCAACAUGAGGUCUUCAUCAGAAGCCGUGUCGCCGACUUUGUGGUACCCGGGUUACCAGCGUCGAGAUUCAAGCUCCCCCGUCUCACUCAUCUAUCCUUCUUACGCGCUGAGCCCAGCUCCACACUACAUUCCGCUCAGACGGUCGAUCACCUUGGCGGAAUCGGCAUCGAUAGUAUACACGAUGGCACCCUUCUGAAAACACACCGUCCUGUAGCGUCCCUGCCCGACCUAUUCCUCUCCUACCCCUCCCUUCAGCGAGUCGAAUGGGCAGUCACCCGCACCGACGACUACUUCACUGUCACAGACACCUUGACCACCAUCUCUGGCGCUGUACGCGUCACUCGGUCUUCCCUCUCGCUCUGA